This is a messenger RNA of Macroventuria anomochaeta, 2158 nucleotides long. RefSeq names its product P-loop containing nucleoside triphosphate hydrolase protein. NCBI's taxonomy places the organism in Eukaryota, Fungi, Ascomycota, Dothideomycetes, Pleosporales, Didymellaceae. Gene Ontology annotation, molecular function: ATP hydrolysis activity; GTPase activity; GTP binding. The transcript is spliced from 2 exons. Bases 102 to 2033 code for a protein of 643 amino acids. Gene Ontology annotation, cellular component: signal recognition particle receptor complex; endoplasmic reticulum membrane. The record is from RefSeq and is a predicted model, not a curated record. Gene Ontology annotation, biological process: SRP-dependent cotranslational protein targeting to membrane.
CCCCCUCCCCCCAUCAUAGCGACGGACCGACACCACCGACCACCGACCACUGGCCACCGACUGUCGCACCCCCCACCAAAGCACCCCAGACGCCGCCCACAAUGCUGGACACGUUCGAGAUCGUCACAGCGUCCGGCAUUGUCCUCUGGUCGCGCACAUAUGUUCCCGUCGGGGCACACGUGAUCAACAGCUUAAUCCGCGACGUCUUCAUCGAGGAGCACACACUGCCGCAGUCCGAGGACAGCGGGUCGAAGCCCACAUACAAGAAAGACGGCUAUACAGUAAAAUGGACACAGGCAAAAGACCUCGGCCUCGUAUUCGUCGCCGUCUACCAGAGUCUCGUCCACCUGACGUGGAUCGACAAGCUGCUCGACAAUGUGCGCGCACUCUUCGUGGGCCUCUACGGCGAGCAGCUGAAGACGGAGCUGAGCAGUGUGGUCAACUGCGACAGGUUUGGCUCCUACUUCGACAGGCAGAUGCAGGAGCUCGAAGGCCAGAGCGACUCCAGCGCGCCGGGCAUCAAGAUCACCACACCGGACUCCAGCAUCGACAACGAUAGUGCCGAGGAGAGCGGGCCGGCAGCAGGCCUGCAGAAGCCACCGCAGCGAGCACUGUUCGAUACGAGCGCCGACUCGACACCCGUACAGACCCCAGACACCUCGCGGCCGACCACGCCGGCGAGCCGCAUCCUGGCAGGAAAGGCGAGGCCGGCGGGCGCACGCAUGUCGCGCAGAGACAGGAAGAAGGCGUCUGGCAGCCCUGCACCAGCGUCGUCAGGCGACGAGGCUUCGGCAAAGCGCAAGGGGAAGAGCGCCAAGAAGAACCGGACUUGGGGCGAGCUAGGCGCAGAAGAGGAGGACGGAGACAUGGUGCUCGACUACUCGCAGUCCGACAUCCGUGGCGGCGCGGCAGAGGUCGAGCAGCUCGAGGAGAUCCACCAGGACACGUGGGGCCGCAAGACAACCAGGGGCGAGUUCGUGCUCAAGGACCUCGACGAGGAGAUGGACGCCAUCAUCCAGGAGCAAAACGCAAAGAAGGACACGGCGGCAGCAGCGGCAGCAACAGCGGCAGCAGGCGGCAUCGUCGGAUCAAGCUUGGGCGCAAUAGGGGGAUACUUCAGGAACGUCGUAGGCGGAAAGACACUCACUAAAGAAGACCUCGCCAAGUCCCUCAAGGCCAUGGAAGAGCACCUCCUCCGCAAGAACGUCGCGCGCGAAGCCGCCGUCCGCCUUUGCGAAUCCGUCGAGCGCGAUCUCGUCGGCAUGAAAACGCCCUCCUUCACCACGAUCGAAUCCACCCUCCGCACCUCCAUGGAAAAGGCACUCACCCGCAUCCUCACACCCACCUCCUCCCUCGACCUCCUCCGCGAAAUCUCCACCAUCAACUCGUCCCGGUCCCGUCCCUACGUCCUCUCCAUCGUCGGCGUGAACGGCGUCGGCAAAUCGACAAACCUCUCCAAGAUCGCCUUCUUCCUGCUGCAAAACCACCACCGCGUGCUCAUCGCCGCGGCCGACACAUUCCGCUCUGGCGCCGUCGAGCAACUGCGCGUGCACGUACGCAAUCUACAAGAACUCUCGAAACGCGAAGGCGGCAGCGUCGACCUCUUCGAGAAGGGGUACGGCAAAGACGCCGCCAACAUCGCCGCCGACGCCGUCGUCUACGCCGAGAAGCACCACUUCAACGUCGUGUUGAUCGACACCGCCGGCCGACGACACAACGAUCAGCGGCUCAUGUCGUCGCUGGAGAAAUUCGGAAAGCUCGCUAACCCGGACAAAAUCCUCAUGGUCGGCGAAGCGCUCGUCGGCACCGACAGCGUUGCGCAGGCGCGGAAUUUCAACGCGAGUUUCGGCGCGGGGAGGAAGUUGGAUGGCUUCAUCAUCUCCAAGACGGAUACGGUGGGGGAUAUGGUGGGCACGUUGGUGAGUAUGGUGCAUGCGACGGGGAUCCCGGUCGUGUUUUUGGGCACGGGACAGCAUUACAGUGAUUUGAGGAACUUGAAUGUGGGCGUUAUCACGAGGUUGCUGAUGUCGUGAGGAGACGACAAGGUGAUGGGUGGAUGGAGGGAUGUGUAACGUUGUUGUAUUCCAAAUGUAUAAUAGACUUGAGUCUGCGUUGCUGCUGUUCAACAAGGGCCUGAAGAGUACGAUCUACGUUGAGC